This is a messenger RNA of Mangifera indica (mango), 741 nucleotides long. RefSeq names its product DNA polymerase epsilon subunit 3. Gene Ontology annotation, biological process: DNA damage response; leading strand elongation; heterochromatin formation. Gene Ontology annotation, molecular function: chromatin DNA binding; protein heterodimerization activity. Gene Ontology annotation, cellular component: epsilon DNA polymerase complex; CHRAC. The transcript is spliced from 3 exons. The record is from RefSeq and is a predicted model, not a curated record. NCBI's taxonomy places the organism in Eukaryota, Viridiplantae, Streptophyta, Magnoliopsida, Sapindales, Anacardiaceae. Bases 63 to 503 code for a protein of 146 amino acids.
UUAAAAACCAUUAAAAAAAGCCCCCAAAUUUUGAACAAAAAAAUCAGAGGUUUUCUUCAGAGAUGGAAACGGAGAAAGUGGUGUCGGAGAUGGAAGAGCUGCCCAAGACUAUUGUGCGCAGGGUGGUUAAGGAUAAGCUCAAUGAGUGUUCACCCGACACUGAGAUUACUGUCAGCAAAGACUCCCUUCUCGCUUUCUCCGAAAGUGCCCGGAUCUUUAUCCAUUACCUCUCUGCCACGGCUAAUGAUAUAUGCAAGGAGUCGAAGAGGCAAACUAUUAAUGCUGAUGAUGUAUUAAAAGCAAUUGAAGAAAUUGACUUUCCUGAGUUCGUAGGCCCUCUUAAAGCUUCCCUUGAUGAGUUUAAGCAGAAAAAUGCUGGGAAGAGAGCAGUAGCAUCGAAGUCAAAAGAAGAGAAAAAGAAACGUAAAGUGGAAGAAGAGCGGGCAAAGUCAAUUGCUGAAAAGAAUAAACAAGAUAAAGGAGAUGAAGACGAUGAGGAGUAGGAUGAAGGUAGAGGAAGCAAUGUGCAUGACUGUUAUCUACCUUGCCAGAGGGGUGAAUUCUAUGGCAUACUUUAUCAAUACAGCUUCUAGCAGGUUAAUCGUUACGUUGAAAAGCAUCAGUUAUUUCAUUUGUUUCAGAGAUAUCUAAAAGAUCAUGUCUUUUUUUGAAGUUGGCAUAUCAAAUAUUAAGCUUCCUGUAAACUCAGGAAUGUUUAUUUGAACAAUUUAAUUUACCAAA